AGAUGAAUGAGACAUUGCUAUAUACACAUGACAGGCUAUAUACACAUGAUUAUAAUAAGGAAAUAGAUGGUUGAAUAGGGGCAAGGCAUGAUAAAAUACAUCGGGAUGGAAAAUGUGUUGUUGUUUUCUUUUGUUUUGGUUUAGUUUGUUGAUGGGUUGGGGGGUUUUUAUAGAGCAAGAAAUAGUCAUGGCAGGAGGCGGAAGAAGAGAAGAUGGGCUCUGACUAGCCCUAAAUCAGUAUUGUCUAGACUCCUUGCUUAUUAUACUGGCUGAACUGCCUUCUCUUUUCCUGAGCCCAAGCUGCCAUUGAUGCCCUGUUUCUUAUGGAUUUGAUUUUCACUGAUCCAUUGCUCUGACAUUGCACACAGUGGCCAUCAUUCUAGAGGCUCAGUAUAUAUCUGAAGAAGACUAACAUUUGGAAGGAUACCCAUGACAUUCAUUUCACUGAAGCUGGAUUAAAAUAGCAGGAAAAAUGGUGGGGUAUGUAGGGUGGGCCGUUGAUGAGGAAUGAGAUCAGCAGAGGCACAGGGGUGGUGGUAUUUAUUAGAGGGGGAUGGUCAUGGCACCCAGCAUAGACUGUGCUUCUAGUCUGUAUUGUGCUGAAGAUGCUCUGGGUUGGGAUGAUCAUGAUGAUGAUGAAGAAACUGGAAAUUUUUAUCAAGAUCAGGAACACCACAAUCCGGAUCCUGGUUACAUUGCCAGCUGCAUCGGUGACCAACAGUUGUGGGAUAAUGGCGAAGAGCUCAAGGCUCUUGCAGAAAAGGAAAGGCUCUAUGUUCCUCGCCCUGGGUAUAUGGAAACACUUGAAACCAAUAGUUUUGAAGCUAGAGCUCGUCAGGACGCUGUCAGCUGGAUUUUGAAGGUUCAUGCCCAUUAUGGCUUCAGUCUGGCUACUGCAGUGCUGUCAAUAAACUACCUCGAUCGGUUUCUGUCUACAACUUGCUUGCAGGAAGAUAAGCCCUGGAUGACCCAACUUACAGCUGUGACUUGCCUAUCCUUGGCUGCCAAAGUGGAGGAGAUCGAGGUUCCCCUCCUCCUCGACCUGCAGGUUGAGGAGGCCAAGUACAUAUUUGAAUCUCGCACCAUUCAGAGAAUGGAGCUCCUUGUGCUCAGCUCCCUCCAAUGGCGAAUGACCUCUGUCACAACCCUUUCCUACAUUGAACUUGCCACUCGUAUGCUUAGCUUGGAGAGUCCUCACAGAUGGAUUUUCAUAAUGCGUUGCAACGAUCUGUUAAUAAAUACUCUGAAAGAUUCAAGGUUUCUGGGCUAUCUUCCAUCAGUUGUCGCUGCUGCUAUAAUGGUGUAUGCAAUCAGGGAAAUGGAACACAUCAAUGCUAACAAGAACGAGAACGCCCUGCUAGAUGCCCUAAGCACUGACAAGGAGGCAUUUGAUGGGUGCAUAGCCCUCUUAUCUCUGGAAUCUUCCAUCAACAACAGUUUCUCUGUGGGGUUGAAAAGAAAGUGCAGAAACAGCAGUGGCAACAUCCCUAUACCCUGCAGUCCUAGUGGGGUAUUGGAUGCUACCUUCAGCUGUAACAGUGGGCAGAGCACCCCUGGAUCAUGCCACUCCCCUGCCAGCAUUUUCUGCAUUUCGCCUGCCAUGAUCAAGAGGAGAAAGGUUGAUGAAUUUUGUACCCAAGGAAUUAUAGAGGAUUGAACAAGUUUCAGAUGUUAAGCCCAUUAAUCUCUAUAUGUAUCGCCCACAAAGAACUCUGUUGGCAGCAGCCAGUCUGCCAUUAAUUAGAUCUAAAUUAUAUAUCUAAAUUUCAAUCAAUCAGACAUACAGUACAGGAAAAGCCUUAUGUUCAGAGAAAUCAUUAAUUUUCAAGUUUAUAUAAUGCUUUUCUUUGAUCGAAA
Messenger RNA from Cryptomeria japonica (Japanese cedar), 1857 nucleotides. Its product is annotated as cyclin-D3-3. The transcript has 6 exons. Gene Ontology annotation, molecular function: cyclin-dependent protein serine/threonine kinase regulator activity. Gene Ontology annotation, biological process: regulation of cyclin-dependent protein serine/threonine kinase activity; mitotic cell cycle phase transition. The coding region runs from base 554 to 1657 and encodes 367 amino acids. The record is from RefSeq and is a predicted model, not a curated record. Gene Ontology annotation, cellular component: nucleus; cytoplasm; cyclin-dependent protein kinase holoenzyme complex. NCBI's taxonomy places the organism in Eukaryota, Viridiplantae, Streptophyta, Pinopsida, Cupressales, Cupressaceae.